Messenger RNA from Labeo rohita (rohu), 3736 nucleotides. RefSeq names its product proline rich 5b (renal) (gene prr5b). NCBI's taxonomy places the organism in Eukaryota, Metazoa, Chordata, Actinopteri, Cypriniformes, Cyprinidae. The transcript is spliced from 9 exons. Gene Ontology annotation, cellular component: TORC2 complex. The record is from RefSeq and is a predicted model, not a curated record. The coding region runs from base 1477 to 2649 and encodes 390 amino acids. Gene Ontology annotation, biological process: TORC2 signaling.
UGUUGGAGAAAUAAAACGGUGAUUUCAGUGAUGUUUUCUCCUGAUAUUCCGUUGAUUGUGCUCGUCUUCAUGUCCUUGAGAGUUUGACACACCUGCAGCUGUAGGUGAUUUGAGUUAAUCAGUGAUGGAAACGAAUAGAUCUGGCUGUUGUGAGUCACUCGUGCUCUCUGUGUGGAUCCAUUAUCAGGGAAAAUGAACAGGAAUUCAGUAAUUGAGCUACAUCAAAUGAACUCAGGCUAUGGGAGUCCUGAACUGCUCCGCAGGUCUGAGAUCAGACACUACGACAAUCUGCAGUGCAAAGUCCUCAUCGGUGGGUGUGUGUGUGUGUGUGUCACUGUUUUUCACGUUUCAAUUCACAGCUUUGUCAGUAUGCUGGAUGAGUUCGUGUGCAGUAGGUGUAGUGUGCUUUGAUUCAUUCAGGUGGUUUUCUGAUUUCUGCGCAGCUCAAGGUUCAUCCUGUCAUUAAUGAAAUCUAAAUGAGUCAUCUCAGGAAGCCUGGUCUAGGGUCAGAUGUGUCAGUGAUUCGAUCGUCCUUCACUGUGGAGCUGAAGUGGGUGACUUUAACCAGGUUAUGGUGGUUUGAGGUGGUUAAAUCAUGACAGGAGACGCGCGCGCAGUCUCGUCACGCACUUACACACGUGAUCCAGCAGGCGGCGGCAGAGUUCCGCUCCUUUUCUGUCCCUCAUCCGGCGGCAGCAGCGAGUUGUGCCUCUGGUUAUGUGAAGUCGUUUGGGUUUGAUGUCCAAAUUCAGUACUGAAAUUAAAGCAGAGCUAUUGCUGGCAGCUCAGACCCACAGAUCUGUGUUCACUCGCUCUUUGUGUUUUGUGAUGUAAACUGAUGCCUGGACUGAUCUGGAUUCUGCUGGUCUCAUUCAUGAAAGUGUAAAGUCUGAAUCGUGCGAGUCUGAAAGCCCUGCCACGUUUGACACAAAAGAUCAAUUAAAAUAAAUUACAGAUCUUCCAGUUUGCUGUAUUUGUUAUUAUUGGCCUUGAUGAAUAUUUGAUUCAGUGCCUGAAUUGAUGUUCAUGUUUAUAAAUGUUUAUUUGUGUUUCAUGCUUCACCACUGAGGCAAAAGAAGAUUGAAGAUCAGCUGAGAUAUGUGUAGAGUUGUCUGCAAACUAACUAGUGGUUUCUGAUCUUCUGAUGGACAGAGCGGUUCGUGUGACGCUGUGCGAGUAAUGCAUCUGUUUCUGUGUAGUUACUCAUGGUUGGUAUCUGGUUAGUUUUGUGUGGAGGUUGUUGUCUCUCUCCAUCAUCUGCUCACUUCAGUGGGAUGAUUUCAACUGUCUAAUCAUGUACUAAUGAAGAGACUUUCUCUGGGAUGUUGCGACGAGGAGGUGUGUGUGUGUGUGUGUGUGUGUGUGUGUCUUUCACUUCCAUGAUCUGUGCUCCAAUCCCAUUGUAGCCGCUGACGAACGGUCAGACAGGAAGUACCAGUGCUGCUCAUGUGUUAGUAAAGCUGAGCUGAACUAGUCAUGGCUUGGGAUUAUUAUGCGCCCUUACUAGAGCUGAAGUUGAUGAGUUCUCCCAGUCUGAGUGAUUUGGGUCGGUCAGAGAGAUCAGCGCUGGACGACAGGAACAACCAGCAGCACCGAGCAGGAACCAACGCCACCUGGAACAGCAUCCAUAAUGCCGUGAUCGCCGUGUUCCAGCGCAGGGAUCUGGGAGAGAAUGAGCUGUAUGUGCUGAAUGAAGGCGUCAGGCAGCUCCUGAAGACCGAGUUGGGCUCCUUCUUCACAGAGUAUCUGCAGAAUCAGCUGCUGACGAAGGGAAUGGUGAUUCUGAGAGAUAAGAUUCGCUUUUAUGAAGGUCAGAAGCUGCUGGAUUCUCUGGCAGAAACAUGGGACUACUUCUUCUGUGAUGUUCUGUCCACGCUGCAGGCCAUCUUCUACCCCGUCCAGGGGAAGGAGCCGUCCGUCCGUCAGUUGGCUCUGCUUCACUUCAGGAACAUCAUCACUCUGAACAUAAAGCUGGACGAUGCUCUGACGCGGCCGCGCGCCCGUGUGCCGCCCUCCAUCAUUCAGAUGCUGCUCAUUCUGCAGGGGGUUCACGAGUCCAAAGGAGUGACCAACGAUUACCUGAAGCUGGAGUGUCUGGUGCAGAAGGUGGUGUCGCCAUAUCUGGGGACGCACGGCCUUUUCUCUGGCGACGGCUCCAUCGCGCAGAGCUCGUGUGUUCUGGAGAAGCGGCUCCUGCGCCGUUGGCCGCGUGCCGCCGACUCGCCCGCUAAGAACCCCGUGGUCCGUUCGAAGAGCUACAACAUCCCCAUGCUGACGCCGGUGGCCGAAUACGACCCCGAGAGCGUGGGGGCGGCGACCGGCGCGGGAAUCCGACGCCACUCCGUGUGUCAGAUGACGUCCUGCGCGGAAGAGCCUGCGUUCGGAGAGGUGCCUCCCAGCCCGCCGACAGACGUCCGUGAGGAUCCGGCCCGCGCCGCUCAGUCUCCUCCGAUCUUCCCUGAGCUGGGCUCCUCGGCCGGCGGCCAGCGGUCAGCGUCGGGGCGGGAGUCGUCCUCGUCCAGUCCCGAGACCAUCGUGGACCAGAUUCUGGAGUCUCUGGACUCAGACACAGAGGGAAUAUUCAUCGACUUCCGCCGACAGCGGUCCAGCUCGUCCGACUUCAGCCGGGAGAGCGAGAGCGCGGCGUGACCUUUGACCUGACGACACGUCGCCGAAGACGCGCCUGCAAAGUUUGUGGAAUGAUGGGAGUUUGUUUCUGAUCCCGAGCGUUCAGAAUAGCAGACUAACGUACUACUCGGUAAUCACGACAGCUCUUUUACACUUGCCAGGCUGUAAACUGGUGAUGUUUUUGCACAGAAUUGGAUUAACUGUGCAAAGCAGCCGUCUUGUGUUUCUAAGAUGACACGGGACUAGGAACUUCACUCUUCCGAUUUCAAUAUCUAUGCACAAUCUAAUGGACUAAAUCCAUUAACUAUUACUGUAACUGUUUUAAAAAGUUCAAUAUCAAUGCAACUGAAUAAUUAUUAAUAAUACUGUAUUAAAUAGUCUUAAAAUAUUUUUCCAUAAAGUAUUGCUUUAGAAAAGACAAAAGCCGGUAACAAAAUGAAAAACAAAGAAGCGUAUGACAAGCAGUAACGAGCACAAGAGAGCAAAGUGUGUUAUUGAAACGGCUGCAGUUACUCAGUGAUUCUCUCCUCUUCUUGUCAAAUUACGGUUCGAUUAACAAUAACAUAAUAUACAGUGAGUGAUACACCACACGUUUUGUCUGGUGCGUUUGUGUUGACAAGCGAGAAAGGUCAAGUGAGAAAGACUAGCAGAGAUUUAGCAUCAAUUUUAGCGUCCGUCGAGGUGUUUUGACAUCGGUAUGCUAAUUCUUCAUUCUGAACACUUGACUUUUGCUCUGUUUCAUAAAUACUUCAUCGUGUUUUGUUGUUUUUAAUGAAAGAUGCUCAUGGAACGAGGUACGAAUCCAAGAUUUGACAGAUUUUAAAGUAAAAAUACAGUUGUUGUUUUUUUUUUUUUAAAAAAGACAUUUCUUAAGAGAAACCAUUGGAGCUGCAGUCAUUAGUAAGUAGAUAAACAUUACUAAUUAUUAUUUGCAGCAUGACUUUUUCUUUUUCAUUAGUUUGUAAAUAAUAUGAAAGUUUUCAUAAUCAUGUUUUGAAUAAUGACCCUGCCUUCACAGAUUUGACUGACCUGAUCACUAUUUUACUGUGAUUCUAAGUAAAAUAAUAUUUUGCUGGUGAUUAAAUAAGUUUGUCCUUCUUUGCUACUA